Hyaloperonospora brassicae is the source of this 1695-nucleotide messenger RNA. Lineage: Eukaryota; Oomycota; Peronosporomycetes; Peronosporales; Peronosporaceae. The record is from the annotation of a GenBank genome assembly.
AUGGGCGCGCGCGACGACAGCGACGCGGCGACGGCCUACAGCGUCGCGACGCUCGCAAAGCGCUGGGGCCUCGCGCCAGCUGUGGUCCACACGCUGUCGACGCUGCACGUGCAAUCGUUCUUUCCCGUGCAAGCGGUCGCCAUUCCCAAGCUCUUGGCCAGCAGCAGCGACCGCGUGACGGACGUUUGUAUCUCGGCGCCCACAGGCAGCGGCAAAACGCUGACGUACGUCGUGCCACUAGUGCAGCGACUGCUCCCGCGCGUCGUGUGUCGCGUCCGCGCGCUCAUUGUCGUGCCGAGUCGCGAUUUGGCCGUGCAGGUGCAUGCGGUCGUGCAGGCGUUUUGCCAGCACACGCCACUGACGUGUGGACUGGCGGUGGGUCAGAGCAAUUUUGCACUGGAACAGCGUGCGCUCGUGGGCGAUCGGCGAGCGGAUGGACGGGACGUGAAGGACGCAAAGCAGGGCGGACAGAGUGCAGUGGAUAUCGUGGUCGCGACGCCAGGACGAUUGGUGGACCACUUGGAACAGACGCGCGGGUUUACGCUGCAGCACUUGCAGCUCUUUGUUGUCGACGAAGCCGACCGACUGUUGAGUCAGUCGUACCAAGACUGGAUUGCCAAGGUGUACAGCAGUGUAUUUGCUGGCCACGAAGUGGACGAUGGCGCACGGCCUGGAGACGCCUGUGGGGUCACGUGCCGACGACAGGACUCGAUUGAUCGACGUCGGAUUCGUACGCCGCUUACGAGAGUACUGUUGUCGGCGACAUUGACGCGCAAUCCGCGUAAACUAGCAGCUAUUGGGAUGAGUCAUGCAGAGCUGACUACGAUUGGACGCGUGGAUGACCCGCUGGCGGACAAUGCCGAGCAGACCGUUGUUGGUGACUCGGACAAUGACGAAGCGAAGGAAGGAGCGAGCUCGACAAAGAGGUACUCGACGCCGACGAAUUUAGACGAAUAUUGGAUUGAGUGUGACACUGGAUCGAAGCCGCUGAUCCUGUUGGAACUGCUGAGCGAGUUUGCCAGCUCGUUGUCGAUUAUCUUUACGGCAAGUGUGAGCUCUACGCAUCGCUUAGCACGAUUGCUGCAGUUGUACUCGACCCGGCCGGAACGUGUUCGCGAGUUCUCGAGCAGCCUGUCGCAAAAACAGCGGUCAGCUUUGGUGGCAGAUUGUAAAGCAGGACGCGUGGACACUGUCGUGUGCUCAGACGCUAUGGCGCGUGGCAUGGAUAUUGAGGACGUUGCGAACGUCAUCAACUACGAUGUGCCCUCGUUCGUCAAGACGUACAUUCAUCGUGUCGGUCGUACAGCUCGUGCUGGCCGUCAUGGUCGCUGUGUGACCCUGGUGAAGAUGGGUCAGAUGAAGGGUAUGAUGCGCAUGCUCAAGAAGGCUGACCACAACAAGCUCAAGCCGUACCCUCUCGAGCAGGACCAUGUGAAGACAUUGGUGCCUCGCUACAUAGAAGCCCUGCAGCGACUCAAGGAGACGCUCGACGCAGAGAAGGCUGGAGAGCUCCAUGCUACCUCCAUGCUUUGCAAACGGCAGAACUCUGCCUAUCAGGACAAGAAGAGGAAGGACGCUGUAGAGGAUGCUAGUUUGAAGCAGAAGGUCAUUGGCGUGGACAAGAAGCGAGCGUUCUCAGUGCUGAACGACCAGCUUGAACGCAACUUGAGACGCGCAAAAGCUCGCAAGCAGUAA